Messenger RNA from Alligator sinensis (Chinese alligator), 2307 nucleotides. RefSeq names its product caveolin 1 (gene CAV1). The record is from RefSeq and is a predicted model, not a curated record. Gene Ontology annotation, biological process: caveola assembly; negative regulation of endothelial cell proliferation; negative regulation of protein tyrosine kinase activity. The annotation marks the transcript as partial. Gene Ontology annotation, molecular function: transmembrane transporter binding; molecular adaptor activity; protein kinase binding. Gene Ontology annotation, cellular component: caveola; perinuclear region of cytoplasm; Golgi apparatus. NCBI's taxonomy places the organism in Eukaryota, Metazoa, Chordata, Crocodylia, Alligatoridae. The transcript has 2 exons.
GGGCCGGGCCGGGCCGGGCCGGGCCCUGUGUUGGACACAGAUCAGAUUGAUUUUGAAGAUGUGAUUGCCGAACCAGAGGGAACACACAGUUUUGACGGGAUCUGGAAAGCUAGCUUCACCACCUUCACUGUGACAAAAUACUGGUUUUAUCGCUUACUGGCAGCAAUCUUUGGCAUUCCUUUGGCUCUCAUUUGGGGUAUUUACUUUGCCAUUUUGUCAUUCCUGCACAUCUGGGCAGUGGUGCCUUGUAUAAGGAGCUACCUGAUUGAGAUCCAGUGCAUUAGCCGGGUCUAUUCUAUCUGCAUCCACACCUUCUGUGACCCACUAUUUGAGGCCAUCGGCAAAAUAUUUAGCUCAAUUCAAGCAACAGUACGGAAAGAAAUAUAAGUGACACUUCAAGGCAAGCUGUCAGUAUGGAGAGGGAUUUUUGUUUUCUAGGGAGUUUUUUGGUGCCAGUUUCAAGGCUCCCUAAUUGAUCUACAAUAACAAAUGGUGAAUAACCUGGCCCAGAGCAGAGAAUCACUUAUUCACCAUCCAUUACUACUAUUUAGCCCUACUGGAUUUGUUUUUAUCUUUUUUAGUCGCAUUUUUCAAAGUAAUCUUAAAUUGCUACUCUCCCAUUCCAGUUGAAUAUCAUUUUGCUGACUAUUCAAUAAACAGAUUGAUGUGCUGUUGUUGGGGGUUUUUUAUCCCUCCAUUCAUUCCUUGUAAGAUACAUUCACAAUGAUAUAGUAAAGAACUGCUAAAUGCUUUCCAGCACUAUAAUGCCACUCAUUUUAUUGUGGCUAAAGAGUAUAAAGCUAUUGAAGCAGAAAGAACAUGAAAGCUGGCAGGUUUUAAAAGAAUGUUCUUUUUCAAUUGUAUAAUCAGUUGACUACAGCCAUUUACUGUAAUGGUCAGAUAUGGCCUAGUAUGAACAGAUAGAUAUAAACAAAUUAAUUAAUAUAUGUCCUGAAAAAGCUAACACCAUAUUAGGUCAGAGACUUUGACACACAAAAGCUUUCCAUGUCCAAAUGCCGAAUGUCCAUAGAAAGCUAGUCAGUGCAUUCCCGUGUCAUUAUCUUUUUUGAAAGUUUCUGCCAGCUGUUUGUUGGUCUUCACUGUGAUUACAGAAGCAAACUAAAGAAGAAAGCUAGAAAUGAUUCCUAUGAAAAUGUUUUCCUGACAAGCACAUUUAGGUGCUUAUCACAAAGUCCUCUUUUUGCAGUGUUCAUUAUCAAAUCAGUUUUAUAAGGCCUGAGCCAAUCCUGAGUUAAAAAUAAAAUCAAGGUGUGCCAUGCCAACUAUGAGCUGUCUCUGAGAGAAGCCAGCUUUCAAAACCUUCCUAUCAGCUGAGGUCAGCAUGCCGUUAACUCACAGAUUAUUUUCAGGAGAAUUCAUGCAUCGCUGAGUCCAAAACUAAUCCCUCACAAGAGAUGGUUUAGGAACUACAUAUUGUGUUCUAUUCUUUUAGCUUAGCUGCAGCCAUUGGGAAGUCUUAAUGGAGGGUAUUGUGUGAAACUCAAAUGUUGCAAAGUGUGAGCCCUAGAAAAUAAAGCAUUUUUGCAACAUGUUUUUUAUGCUGUGACCUGCAGGUGUCUUUGCCCUCACAAUAAUAUUACUGUGUUCAGAGAAUACUGUCAUAAGGUUUGCAUGAAGCUUUUAAAAAUAGUUGUGAGGUUAAUUUAGCUGGAAUUAGCUUUCUUCUAAGCCCAACUUGGGAAAUUUAGGGCCUAAACCUGUUCUUUUUGGUGUUAAUGACAAAACACCCUUUGAUGUUUAUGGGUGCAAGAUUGGGUUUUAAAAUCCACAUAAAACUGCCUUGUACACCUGAAGUUUUUCUUGUGCUGAUACUGUUUUAUCAUGUUGCUUUAUAUGGAUCAGGAGUGCCUUCAAUUCUAUUUCUGCCAUAAAUACAUUUAAAGUUGUUUUAGAGGAUGCAUCUGCUGCUUUUUUGAGGGGCACAUAAAUUGCAAACCUAUUAAUGACUUUUGUUUGCAUUUAAAACAGACACUGGUAUGGAUAAAGUUUUAUGUUUUUCUAUGUACAUAGAGAGUGUACUAGUAUUGUUUUUUUCAAUAUUAAAGGCAAUAUUAUAAACAAGAAAUAUUUUAUCUUUAUGUGAGGAAAAUCACUUUGAAAAAAAAAAUGUGUAUCUUGAAAGAUGUCAGUUCACUUAAAUUUAUCAGCCCCUAAUAGAAAUACAUUGCUGAUCCAAAAUAUUUACAUUGCUUUUAUGUGCUUACAGAUAUAACAGACACUUUCUUUUUAUUCUGCAUGUACCAUAAACACUACAGUCUGCACAAUAAAAAAAAAUGCUUAAUGGUA